AACCUACGCAGAUCAAGGAUGUUUAACCAAUUGAGUUUGCUAGUGGCUUGCUUAUUGUUUGCAUUUGCCAAUGCACUCAAAUCCAGUGCCUCCCAAGUUCUUGUUUUGUAUGAUUCAUCAUUGACUUCAAUUGCCAACCGAACCUUGUUGACUCCUGAAGUUGACCAAUUUAUCAAUUACUUGCAAGAUCAAUUCACAGUUACAUUCGAAGAAUAUCAUGAUAGCGAAAGCGUCUAUCUUUUUGAAGCCAAUGCCGAGGAACACGCUAGAUACCAACAUUUGGUUUUAUUCCCUAGUGCUAAGAAGGCAAUCGCGGCCAAGAAUAACAUCACUCAACAUAGUUUAAUGAAGUUUGUUAACCAUUUCGGUGGGAACGUCAUUAGUAUUGGUGGCGAGAAAAGUGUUUUGCCUAAUGGAAUCAGAUCAUUUUUGAAUGAAUUGGGUAUCUAUCCUUCUCCAAAGAAUUUCAACUACCUUGACCAUUUCAACACCAAAGACGGAUCAGUCGUUUUAAGCUCCGAAAACAACCUUGUUCCUGGAAACAGAUUGGUUGAAAGUUUAGAUAAUGUGAAAUAUCAUGGCAAUGGUGCAUUGAUUUCCAACAACGAGUUAAUUUUUCCAAUUGUCAAAUCUUCAAGCACAGGAUACACCGGUAAAGCUGGGGAACAAGUAGAUUCCAGCACCGCUUGGACACUCGGCGAACAAGGAUUCUUGGCAGUUGGAUUACAAGCAUUGAACAAUGCCCGUGUUGCAUGGUUAGGAUCCAGUGAAUUACUUCAAUUUGAACAUAUUUACAAGUGGGCAUUCCAAAAGCAAGGUGUAUUGAAGUUACAAUAUGUUGAACAUUACAAUACCAAGAAUGAAACUGCCCAAAACCCACACUUGUACAGAAUCAACGAUGAUGUUGUUUACACUAUUGGCGUGUCUGAAUCAGUUGACGGUGAAUGGGUACCAUACCAAAUUGCUAGUGACGACGAUCAAUUGCAAGUUUCAUUCAAGUUGUUGGACCCAUACCAAAGACUCAAUUUGGUUUCAGUAGGUCCUAGUGAUUCUCCAGAUGGUCCAGCAACUGCCCAAACUUAUAGAGUCAACUUCACUGUUCCUGACCACCAUGGUGUCUUCACCUUUGAACUUGAUUACAAGAGAGUUGGAUUGUCUUAUUUACAAGACAAGAGAGUUGUUACUGUGAGACACUUGGCCAAUGAUGAAUUCAAGAGAUCUUGGGACAUUACCAACUCUUGGUUAUACAUUGUCAGUGUUGCUAUUGUGAUUGCUGCUUGGUUUUUGUUUGUUAUUUCUUACAUCUAUGUCGGAAACACCAAUUAUCAAAAGAAGAAUGUGUAAGUAGAGCAUUAAUAGAUUAGUUAAAGUCUAUGAAUAUUCGUUAGUAUAAGUUUUUAAACAAUAUAAUUUUUGUUUGAAUCUUUUGAUCAGAUAUGUUUUUCUACUAUCUACUAAACAACUAUCUUCAAUGUAGAUACUCAGUUGUCCCUAUCAGUUGAUCAUCAUUC
Messenger RNA from Spathaspora passalidarum NRRL Y-27907, 1511 nucleotides. It is a transcript of the gene WBP1, whose product is annotated as dolichyl-diphosphooligosaccharide-protein glycotransferase. Gene Ontology annotation, cellular component: endoplasmic reticulum membrane; oligosaccharyltransferase complex. NCBI's taxonomy places the organism in Eukaryota, Fungi, Ascomycota, Pichiomycetes, Serinales, Debaryomycetaceae. The record is from RefSeq and is a predicted model, not a curated record. The transcript has a single exon. The coding region runs from base 346 to 1344 and encodes 332 amino acids.